CAGAACGAGUUUAGAUUCAGACAGUCAGCGCUAGUUAUAGAAUAGUAUAGUAUUGCGUAACUCCUCCGUUGAAGACGCUAUAGUCCCGAUUUGCAGAUUGUGCGCUUAUUCUUAGAUGUGAUUCGAAUGCAUUGACUGCAAUACUCCGUGCUUUACGAGCGGAAAAAUUACUGUGACCGAGCGUGUUCGGGUUAUUUCAAGAGCGCUUUUGGGAUAUAUCUACCGGGCUGCUUUGAAUUUGGGUCGAAUCAGCGAGCAAUCAUGUUGUGGAAACUAGCUGAUAACGUCAAAUACGAAGAUGACUGCGAGGAACGGCACGACGGCAGCAACAAUGGGAACCCUCGGCUUCCACACUUGUCAGCGGUGAGCCAGCACCUCUACAGCCCGGCUCCCCAGCUCUCUCAUUCGGGCAGCUCGGAUUUCCAGCCCCCUUACUUUCCUCCACCAUACCAGCCGCUUUCAUACGCCCAAUCCAGCGAUCCCUUUUCCCACUUGGGAGAUCCGUUUUCCAUCAAUUCUCUCCACCAAUCGGGCCCGCCAGUGCCUAAUCAGCAGCAAGGAUGGCCCAGCAGACAGAACCAAGACCAUUCGGGGAUUGGGCGCUCCGGUCUGGCCAGUCAGAUACUCGGACUGGAGUCGGGCUCAAUCAGCGGGAGAAGAGAGGCAUUCCGCCGGCCGGAACUUCUACUGCCCCAUGGUCACCAGAUUGAUUCGGGGAUCAUCGGAGAGAGCAUGGGACUGCAUGACAUUGGGCAAAGCAUGGACGACGUGCAGCAUGUGGAUGAUAAUAGCAUCGUGAUGGCAGACCAGACAGUAAUUAAAAAAGUAUUAGGAAUGAGAAGUGGCACGAGUCAGGAUCGUAUUCGGAGGAGUUAUUUUGGGAGUGGCUUUCUUGCUGGUGAGGAUGAAGGCCCGGUGACUCUGUCGAAGGGGAAUGCCCUCAUGAACCCUUAUCAGAAGGAGGGCUUGCUGGGGAUGGUAUCGAACCCCACCGAGGUGUUCUGCUCUGUGCCUGGCCGCCUCUCCCUGCUCAGCUCCACCUCCAAGUACAAGGUGACGGUGUCCGAGGUUCAGCGCCGCCUGUCCCCACCGGAGUGUCUCAAUGCCUCCCUGCUGGGAGGGGUUCUCCGCAGAGCAAAAUCCAAAAACGGGGGCCGCUCCUUGCGGGAAAAGCUGGAUAAAAUCGGUCUGAACCUCCCUGCCGGCAGACGGAAGGCAGCGAAUGUCACGUUGCUGACAGCACUGGUAGAAGGUGAGGCUGUGCACCUGGCCCGUGACUUCGGCUACGUCUGCGAGACGGAGUUCCCUGCCAAGGCCAUGGCCGAGUACCUGGGCCGCCCGCAUGUGGAACGCAACGAGGUCAACAAUCGCAAGAACAUGCUGCUCGCCGCAAAGCAGAUCUGCAAAGAGUUCACAGAGGUGCUGACCCAAGACCGAUCUCCGCUGGGGAACUCCCGGCCCGUGCCCAUCCUGGAGCCCGGGAUCCAGGGCUGCCUGACUCACUUCAGCCUCAUCACCCAUGGCUUCGGAGGACCCGCAAUCUGCGCUGCCAUGACCUCCCUGCAGAACUACCUGAACGAGGCGCUCAAGCAGGUGGACAAAAUGUACCUGAGCUCCGGGAGCGAGCAGCAGGGCUCCUCGGACGGCAGCAAAUCUGUAGAGAAAAUGGACAAGCACCGGAAGUGAGCUUCCAGAGGAGAGGGAGGGGGGCGUGGGGUGGGUUGCACCUUAACAUUUCCCACAUCCUAAAUUUUUUUUCAUUUUAUUUUAAUAUUUUUUACAUGUAUGCCUCUUAACCUGCAACUUUUCUCCUAAGCCACUUUUUACAUUUUAUUUUGUAACACCCAGCUUCCCUUUCCGACCUCCCCCGGCGGUACUUUUUUUAUUUGUAUUUUUUGAAAGAGGUGGUCUUACCUGCUGGAAAUGAGUAAGAACUCCUGCAGAGGUGCAGGGGUGCCAUUUUUUUGUCGAAGAGGAUCGGUACGCUGCUUGAAGGAACAGGAGGAUUCAGCAGCAGCCUGUUGCUGUCCUGCGUUGUGUGAGAAUGCUUUGCUAGAUGAAGUUGCUGCCACUGGACACUGGGCUGAAUACACACAACUAGCGAGCAGUCUAGACAGUCUGUGCCAUUUUAACUGCAGUGGACAUUGUACGAGGGCAGCAGCUGGCGUUUUUUAACACUAGGCAUCACUACAGUACAGUUAAAGCAGUGUUUUAUUGGUAGAGUGUUGGGGUGGGGAAGCUAGCUUUCAGUUCACAAAAAAUCAUGGAAAUCUAUCCACCAGCUUUGUCUUCACUCUCCAACCGACCAAUCUGUUCAUGCUGAAUGGCCGCUCCUUUCACAUGAUUUAUAUUUUUUGUUUUUUUUUUUGGCUGAAAGCAGCGUUUUCUCUUUUCCGAACGGACAGUGCACAAUAACAUGCAAAACAAGUGGGGCAAGCAAGAAAGCCACAAACACGUGAAACAAGCAAACAAAUAACUUUAGCACAAGUGUCCCCAUGCAAGAAGAAACAAUAGCACAAGGGGAGCCAUGCAAGCUGUAAAAAGCAGAAAUGAGUGCACAAGACAGACAGUUGCAGAGUCAUGCAAACUGUGCAUUAAACCUGCCCAAUCCAUUUCAGGGGUCAGACCUGUGAACAUAAAGGCACAUUAUUGUUGGUUUCAUCAUCAUCAUUAUUAUUAUUAUUAUUAUUAUUGUUAUUAAGUUUUAAAAAAAAAAAAGGUACUCUUGGAAUUUUUUUUUUUUUCUUGAAUGUAAAUAUUCUUAUUUAUGUUGUAAUUUAAUGGGAUUUGUAAAUACUGGUGAUUUAAUGCUUAACUUCAAAAAAAAAAAAGUUUUAAUUUUGUAAAUGGGUUUCAGCUCUUUAUUUAGAAGAAAUGUGAUCGGUUAUGAUGGGAUGCUGAGAAGUUUCGUGUUAAUGUUCAUGCAAAGGUAUCUUUUAAAAUAAAAUGAAAUAAAACAGGGUAAUUUUAAA
Polyodon spathula (Mississippi paddlefish) is the source of this 2972-nucleotide messenger RNA. Its product is annotated as transcription factor AP-2 gamma-like. Gene Ontology annotation, biological process: regulation of transcription by RNA polymerase II; anatomical structure development; regulation of cell population proliferation. The record is from RefSeq and is a predicted model, not a curated record. The coding region runs from base 262 to 1686 and encodes 474 amino acids. NCBI's taxonomy places the organism in Eukaryota, Metazoa, Chordata, Actinopteri, Acipenseriformes, Polyodontidae. Gene Ontology annotation, molecular function: DNA-binding transcription factor activity, RNA polymerase II-specific; RNA polymerase II transcription regulatory region sequence-specific DNA binding. Gene Ontology annotation, cellular component: nucleus. The transcript has 8 exons.